AUGUUUAUCAAAUAGCAUUAAUAACAAUUACAAGCAAGAUCAAUAUCAAAUAUAUCAGUACAUUUAAAUGGGAGAAUGCCAGACAUAUAUUGUAUGUAAAAUAAUAUAAUUAAUGCAAUAUGGGAUAUCAAUUAAAUAGGAUAAGAAUUAAAUUGUCAUGAUCAUCCAAUAUUUAAUGAAGCUUUAGAUUUGAUUGCUAAUAGUCAAGUAAAUUAAGCAAUAUACCUUUUAAAUUAAAGUAUAUUUACAAUACUAUAUUAUAUUUUAGUGAUAGCAGAUGGAAAGAAAUAUCUAGGAUAGCAAUCAUAGGUUUAAGUAAUUACAAAAGUGACUUUACUAAUAGUUUCUAGUGCUAUCUCUACUCUUGAAAAUGAUCCUGCAUCUGCCUUAUUGUUACUCUUGGGAUGUGAUUAAAUGUUUAAAGGGUUAACCCCAAAACAAUAAGGGUAUUUGAGAGUUCAGAUUCUCAAUGGAUUAGGGUGCUAUUAUAGAAGAAUUGGUUAAAUGGAAAAAGCAUUAAAGGAAUUGGAAUGUUCUUUAGCAGUUAUUCGAAAAUAUAACUUAAAAGAGGUUGCAGUUACUCAUUUAAAUUUAUGUGUAGUAUUGUCCUUAGUCGAGGAGUACAUAUAUUUUUAUAUUAUCAAAUAGACAUGAAGGAGCUUUAGAGAAUGCUAAGAAAGCUGUUACUGAAAGUCAUAAAGAAUAUUAAUAUUAUAUAAAGAAUCACAUUUCAAUGUAGAACUUUAAAUUUUAACGUUGUGUGAGUGCAUUGGCAAUAUCAUUUUAUAAUGUAGGAGUUCAAGAGUAAUAUUUUUAAAAAUAUUAAUUUGCACUGUAAGCAUAUGCAUCAGCUUUUAAAGUAGCUGAAGAUAAUCUUGGUAUUCAUCAUUAUUUGACAAUCUAAUUGAAAGCUAUCUACGAAGAAUUUGCUCGAUAAUUGGCUAUUGCUGAAGCAUAAAAGAUUGCCAUUACAUCAUUAAAUCAUAAAUUUUAAAUAAGACCCAAUAUCACUAGUCAAUAUGGAUAGAGAGCCUUAAGAAAUCCAUAUACAGACAAUACAAAAAAAGUAACUGAUAGGUUAUUUUUAUCAGAAACGAGAAGAUUGGGACAUCCAUUAAGACCAUAAUCAGCUAUUAUGACCCAAACAUAAGCACCAAAAUAAAAAGCAUUAGAAAUUACCAAAAAGGAAACAUUUACUAUAAAAAAUAAGAUUUCAGUUACAACUAGAAAUAUAUAUGAAAUGAAUUAAGAGAAUUUAAAGAUUGAUACUGAAAUUGCUGAAAAGGCUAAUACUUUAUAAUAAGACAUUGAAAAUCUCAAAAUAGUAAAUUUAAUAUAAAUAUAUUUAGUUAGCAUAAAAAGAAUAGGAAGAAUUAAAAUUAAUUUAAGAUUAGAAGUAAAGGGAACUUCAAAAAUUAGAAGCUUUUCGUUAUAUGAAUUAAUAAAUUUAAUAAAAUAAAUUAUAGAAGAAUACUCCUCAAACAUCAAGAGAUAUCAAAAGAUCAUCGGAAUAAUAUAAUUAGAUUUUUAACACUGAUCCUUUUAUUUAAGAAUAAUUAGAUGAUAGUGAACUUUAACCAUUGGUAGUUGUACAAAUAGUAAAUAAUAGAGAAUACAAAAUAGAUGAAGAGGAUGAUCAUAUCAUGAUGAAUGAUAAUUAAAAUAUAAAAAAUGAAAUCAAUUAAGAUUAUGAAAAGAAAAGAUCAUCUAUAACUCAAGAUGAUACAAUAUAAAGUUUUACAAAAAAAAUAGAUUAUGAUUAAGAAACUCCAAACAAGAAUAAUUUUGGUUAAUAAAAUAUAUCUUGUAAACAUAUUGAUGAUCUUGAAGAAAUAGUUGAAGAUAUUAAUGAAAUCAAUUAAUAAUACAAUUAAAAAAUUGUUGAAAAUAAAGUUGAUGAAAUCAUUAAAUAAACAGCACAAAAACUUAAUGAGGAAUAAAAACUUGAAUAUAUUAUAUUGAUAUAAAAAUAAUGGAAAUCUAGUAAUGUUAAAUUAAAAUCAAGAAUUUAAAAUAUAAGAUCACAAUAUUAAGAAUCAAUAGAUUAUCAUUAUAUUAAAAUAAAAGAUUAAAAUGAUCAAAUACAUAAUGGAUAUUUCUUUAUUGUUUGGAAUUUAAAUGAUAUAUCAUAAAUUGAUUUGAUAUUUUAUGAUUUAUUUAUUCUAAGGAAAUCAUUUAAAAAAUGUAAUGAUAUAUCACUAAAAUUAAAUCAUAUUUUCACUCUAAAAUUAUACUCUACUUUUUUAGUUAAUAAAGAAUAAAUCAUUUAAUUAGAAGAUGAAUUGCUACCAUUACUUUUAUUAAAUACUUCUCAAUUAAUUCUAUUAUCAAUUGAUCCUUACAUUCAAUUUAAAUUAAAAAAUAGUGAUAAUUAAAUUAGAUAUGAUUUUAAUCUAUAAAAAUUAGAAUAUAUAUAAACUAAGUUUGAAGAUAAAUAAUAAAGUUAUGGUACUCCAAUUACACUUGCAGAUAUACAAUAAUUUAAUUCAGAUUCAAUAGUUAUUCAUAAGGCUGCACACACUACUCCAGAUUAAAUCUUUUCUUCAGUUGAACCUUUUCAAGAUGUUCCAUUAGUAUAAGAAUAGAGUGAUGAAGAAGAAUAUAUUUCAAUGAAUAAGUAAAGUCAUUCUGGAUGUGAAGAAUAAAAUUAAAAUAUUGAUGAAAAUUAUGAAAAAGAGAACUCUAAUGAUGAAAGAAUAAAUUAAACUGGUCAAUUCAAUAAUAAUUUAUUUUCAUCCUAAAAGAUUUUAUUUGAAUAAGAAUUUGAUAAAAAUGAAGAUGAUUAUUAAAAAUAAAAAUAAAAUUCAUAGACUGAAAUAGAUUUUACUCUUUAAUUAAAUUAGUUUAGUUCAAAUAAUUCAAUGCUAGGCUCUGUAAAUACUGCUGAAACAGAAAUAUAUCAUCAUUCAUAAUAAAUAAUCUAACAAACAAAUGCAACAAAAGAAAAAUUAUUAGCAAUUAACACAAUUAUUGAAGAAGAUGAGGAAGAGAAAAAGGAACACGAAGAAAAUGUAAUUAAAGAAGAAAGGGAAAAUUUUAAAAAAUAACUAUUUAUUAGUACUAAUAACCUUACAUCCAAAAAUGAAAUUUCUUAGAAUAAUAUUUAAGUUAGUUAGAAAUCAUAUUAAUAAAGUUAAUCAUCUAAAUCUUAAGUUGAUAGUUAAAUAUCUAUUGAAUAAAAAUAUUAAAAUUAAAUUCUAGUACUAUCAAAUGAUGAAAAAUAAAUAUAUACAAAAUAAGUAAGUUUGUAAUUACCAGAUUUAAUGAAAGAUGAUAUUAGUUAACAUUCAAAUGAAGAAAGUAUGAUGUUUUUAAAUAUUUUAAUUAGUAUCUUUAUUAACAAAUAAUUCUACUUUUGAAAAAGUUGGAAUGAUUACAGGUCUUAAUAAAAACGAUGGAUCACUAUUUUAGAUCGUUAUCUUCUUUGAUAAAGAAUAACAACUAUUUUAAGCUAAAACAGAAGAUUUUUAAAUUAAAUCUACUUAUUUUAAAGUAGAACAUGUCAAGAAAACUUUAAAAAAACCAUAAAAAUAUUUAAAGGGAUAUAUAGUAAAUUGGCAUAAUUAAAAUUUUUUAAAGGUUUAUACUAAAGCUCAUGAGUAGGCAGUAAUCAAACUUCAAAAGAAAUAUAAAUUUGAUCAUUAUAGAAGACAUAUAACAUUUAAACUGGCUAAAUCUAAUAUAGAGGGAAGUUUGUGUGUAGGAUCAAGAAAAUCAGUUAUAUUUUUAGUUAUUGAAACAAAAAGUACAUAAUAAAGAAAUUCUUAUAAAUUUAGAAAUGAAAUCUAUAAUUAAUUUGUUAAUAGAAUUUCAUUUAGGGUUCUUAACAAUUUAAAAUAUUCAGAAGAAAAAGGAAUAUAUUUACUCUAAGAACCACAACACAGAAUAUUGGCAUAAAAUUUAUAAUGUAAAUAUUGAUUUUAAAAUAUAGCAAAAAUAUUUAAGUUGUUAAAAUCAGAAAAUGCAUUUGAAUUUAUAGGAUUUGGUUUGCUAAAUGGUAUUUAUGAUUCAGUGAAUAAAAAAAUCAUAAUUGCUAGCGACAAUCGUAAAACAUAGCCAUCAUAAGUAGACAUUCCAAAAUCUAUCUAAAUUGAUUAAUUAAUUUAGUUUGCCUAAAAUCUAUUAAAUAGAGUAAAACAAAUUAUAAAUAUUAGUCUUUUUUAAUUUAAUCAAAUAAUGAAACUUGCGUUGUUUAUUAUGAGGAAAAGGAUGAAAAUUAAGUUAAGUUUAUUUAAAAUAAACUAUUUUAAUAUUAAACAAUAAGAAAAAUAUUUAUUAACUAUAAUAGAAUAUAUAAUCGAUAAAUAUAAUAAGAAGAAAUAACUAUUGAAUUACAAAGAAGAUUGAAAAAAUAUUUUGGAAUAUUAUUUUAGAAAAGAUUUUAUUUGAUUGGAAAAUUGUAAGAGUAAUCAAUUAAAAAUCUCAUAACAAAUUUUAGCAGAAUUAUAAGCACAUUUAUUCUAUAUUAAAAUGAUUAAGUUGAAUUAGAUAUAGUAUCUAUUUAAUAAUUUUUAAAUGAAGGUCAAUUUAGUUAAUUGUUGAAGAUGGAUCUUAAAAGUGUGAUUCAAUAAAUCUGA
Paramecium pentaurelia is the source of this 4577-nucleotide messenger RNA. NCBI's taxonomy places the organism in Eukaryota, Ciliophora, Oligohymenophorea, Peniculida, Parameciidae. The record is from the annotation of a GenBank genome assembly.